Molecule: messenger RNA, 1480 nt
Organism: Cyprinodon tularosa
Lineage: Eukaryota; Metazoa; Chordata; Actinopteri; Cyprinodontiformes; Cyprinodontidae
Gene: ramp1
Product: receptor activity modifying protein 1
Exons: 2
Biological process (GO): cellular response to hormone stimulus; calcium ion transport; regulation of G protein-coupled receptor signaling pathway
Cellular component (GO): cell surface; signaling receptor complex; membrane
Molecular function (GO): coreceptor activity
Source: RefSeq, a predicted model, not a curated record
UUAGCAGUGGCUCGGUGUGUCUCGGCGCAAGGCUGCAGAUCCCAGUACGAGGACCUGAUUAAGGAGUUCUGCUUAGCCAAAUUCAGUCUAGACAUGCAGGAACUGGACCAGGGUCAGUGGUGUAGCUGGGAGGACACGGCCGAACUCUACGAAGAUCUGACAAACUGCACGUACCAAGUGGCAAAUAAAAUGAGUUGCUACUGGCCCAACAGAAUGGUAGACGAGUUCUUCAUCCAGAUCCACAGGCUGUAUUUCCACGAUUGCUCAAUGACUGGACGGCGACUCAGGGACCCUCCGAACCGCAUUCUGGGUCCUUUCAUUGUUGUUCCCAUCCUGGUGACACUCCUCAUGACAGCCCUGGUGGUGUGGAGGAGUAAGCGCAGCGAGGGGAUCGUCUAGUGGAAGGAGAAAAAAAAUGGGGGCUGGGGCAAAAAGACUCAAGACACUAAGUGUCGUUGUUGAAGAAAGGUUUUCUUAAAACCUGAAACCAUAAACUCCUGCUCCGAAACUUAUGUCCCUCUUUAAAGUACAUUACAUGUUUAUUUAAGCUUCAUGGAUUGGAGAUUUUUUUUUUGGGUUCACUGAACAUUUUUUGUUGCACCUGAAUCUGAUCUGGACCAAAAUAAUGACUGGUGGUAAGAUAUUGUACAUGGAAACAAUUUUUUUUUGUCAGAAACUCCUCGACAAAGGAUGUUGGAUGCCAUUACUCUACUUCUUGCAAGAGUUUAAGAGCUUUCAACAACCAAGAAAAUACCACAAAUGGACCAAUUAUAAAAACCUCUGACAGGAAAUCUACAGAUAUUCUCAUUGUUACCUGUCUACAUACCAUAUUCCUAAACUAUAUCUAGAUCUUUGUGGUUAUUGUGUCAUGAUUAUGUCUUAUUAAAUGUAUUUUAGCUACACUACAACGGCACCGUGAAUCAUAAAGGCAGGCAUUAAAGAGAACGGUGAAACAGAUGCUCACUUCAGGUACAAGGAAGCACAUUUUGGAAAUGCAGGAAAGGAGGUCCAGUUUGUAUUCUACAAAUAUUGCCAUAAGACAAAAAUCUAACAAAUAUUGACAAAAAAGAUUAGGUGAUGGCAUUAGAAAAACAUAACUCCAGAUAAAAAGUUAGUAAGUUAGCCAAUGCACAACACUGCUUAGCAUUGCCAUUGCCCAAAGCACAGUUUGUGAAUCACGAACCUUCAGUUUCUAUUGAUGUUUGUCCACCUAGUGUAGUAGAGUGUGCCGUGUGAACUUGCCCCUUUAUUGAUAUUUUUGGAUGCUUUCUUUCCUUUUUACAUUCAUUGACCUGUAACCUGCCUGUUGGCAAACCACACUCUGAGAUACACCCACACUUUGUACCUUGUGCCAAACGCUUGUGGAAAGACGUAGGAGCCAUGUUUGCUAUGAUACAUGUGAUAUCCUCUUGGAAUGACUUUCCCUGAUUGAUUUUGAAUUCCCGAUUGUGAAGAAAAGUUCAAUAAAAUGUCAGAAUGA